AUGGUCCUUUUACUGUUCCUCUUCUUCGACCUCACUCUCGGUACGUCCUUGUGUUCCAAUUUGAAAAGUUCCAAAAGUCUGAUAUUUCAUAUCCUUGUGUUAUCCUUUGCUUGUUAAAAGUGUCCUAUCACAACAAUUUUGACCAUUUUACUUCUCAAGCCUUUUCAUGAACAUUUACGGUAAAAUGUAAAUGAUUUACCGUCAAUGAAUAAGUUGAUUCACAACCGAAAUCUUUCUUUUUUCACUCCAUACAGCUUAUCGAACCCAGGAAAAAUUUAUAUUUCAAUUUUUUUUGACAAUUUUUCCUUUGUAAAUUAUUCAUUACUUUUUUUAGUCUGACGUCGUCGAAAAGGCCUUAGUGAAGUCGAUGGCAAUCUAAGAUGGUGUAGACCUUUAAUAUACCUUUUUUUGAAAAUAUACCUUGGCGAAUUCAUUUUCUAUGCUGAUUCAGAAAACAUGUUCAAUGAUUUACUUUUCUAGAGCGUUAUCCGUUUCAUGAAGUGACUUGAUAUGUAUUAUUUUUUGAUUGAAGCUGUUUAGAUUUGAAGCUUUAUGCAAGAUUAUCUGGUUCUAACCCUAUUCUAUACUAUUCGCUUCAUUUUUUUAUGAUAGAAAGAUAGUUUUGAGUGGUCAUAUAGAGAAAGGGUCUCCUAAAAAUAUUCUGGUACCUUUGAAGUGAUUUUUUUUGCUUUUAGAAAGCCGUUUUUCUGCUGGAAAGAUCAACAAAAUCCGAAAAGAUCACAACAAGCUUUUCGAGUCAGAACGUGUGAUCAGAGGGAGAAAGAUCUCGUUGAGGCUCUUCUGAGCCUCUCGGAACCUCCAAAAUCUCAAGGGCGUUCUUCGCGACUCUUCGUUCUUUCUCUGUUAUCAUAUCAAUCGUUCAGCGAUUUCCGAAAAGGGGCAAGAAUCCACAAAUUUCGUCUAUAAAAAGAUGAUGAGAAAAGAUAGAAUUUUCGAAAACUUUUGGAUGAUCAACACCAGGAAGUUCAGUUUAUUUCGCUUUAGAUUUAUUCAUACUCUUUUUUUUGAGCAUUUUAACGCAUUUGGGUUUUUUUUGCCAGUCAUUCCUUGAAAAAAAUUAAGAAAAACUUGAAACAGUGUAGAUAUGACUAGGGAAUCAUUUUCUUGAAGCUUAACAGUUAGCAAAAUUUGUUUGAUGUUUUUGAUCGAAAGCCUUAACUUGCUCAAAUGCCUAUUUUAUGCAAAAUUAAGUUUCCAAACUCCAUUUCCUUAUAAAUUUAAGCAACGUAAAUGUGUAAGCUUCUGAAUAAACGUUUAUAUUCUCAUUCUGAAUAAUGUAAUAGCCUUUCUCCCAAAAAGUUAGGUAAAGAUAGACGCGGUUUGAUGGGAAAUUAUUAAUAGGGAUGUGUUUGAAGUGAACAUUCAAGAUUUGGUUCAAACUUCUGUGGUGGGUAGGUAAUAGAAUAAGAAAAGAAUUAUUGGCUAAGCGCCAUAGGGUACUGAGAAUAAGCUCAUUUUCUUCGGAUUUUCGUUUUUUAAACAACUUAUGUAGUUUAGUAUAUCAUAAGAAACACGAGAAUGAAAAUUUUUGCUUCAAAAACUCAAAGAGAAUUAGUUUUUGAGCUCGUCCUGUACAUUUUCGACACUACAGAAAACUCCCUUGUGAGAUGUUUUCCAGAGAGCCCAGCUAAAGAAGAAACUCGAGUUUCAGUCGCUAUGUUAUGGCAGGCCACAGACAAUGAUCCUGCUGUGCAAAGCAAUUUACUGCAGAAAAACGCUCAUUUUAAAACAAUGAGACUUUUUUUCAUUGGCUGUUCAAAGACUGUUCAAUUCAUUGGCUGCUCAAAAGAUCAUCUCAACCAAAUUUCAAGAAGUUCUCAAGCCCGAAUAAUAAUAGUUUAUUGACAGAUCAGCGUGAACCCUAACGAGUUCACUUGGAUCUAGAAUUUGAGAAAAUACAUUAUACAGUUAUACAUCAUUAAAUUUUUUCCGCACUGAAGAAUGUUUUCGAAAAACUAUUAACGAUAUAUCAAAGCUAUCUAUUUUUGAAAAUAAGAAAUGAUCCUUGCAUUUUGAUAAGAAAAAAUGAAGAUCCUUUGAGUUUCACAAAUUUUUUCUACUUUUCGGCGUACCGACGAAUGUUCUAAACCACAUAGAUAGCUAUUUAUGAGAACAGACGGUUUUCUAGUUUCUUGUAGUUUGUAAGCUGAGCAAACUUGAGGAAUUUGCUCUCCAAAAUGGCGGCCGGGGCAGGUAACGACUCCAUCGAAGAUUAUUUUGAUAAUUUCAAAAAUUUCCGAUUUCCGAGUUGAAUGACUCAGUCCUUGAGAAAAUUCACUCAAAAACGAUUUUUUUUUUCUUAAUUGUAUGUAUUUUUUUGUUCCAGGAAACGUCUACUCCGGGCAAUACGCGCCGCCAGCGACGCCGACAGCUCAGGCAUACGGUGAGAACUGUUCGGAGGCCGCUGGAGCAUGUUUGCUCAUGUCACCCACCCCGUCAGCCAGCGUUAUUUGAGCACGAAACAGCGUUUUUGUUCGCGACACAUUGUUUCUGAGCUUGCAAUUUUCUUUUUUUUGGUGCUCUCAAAUGGGUAAUUUGUGUCAAGUUGAAUUUUCACUCGAGUGUAGAAGCAUAGAAAUAUGGAAAAAAGCUCAUGAAGAACGAGAGAAAAUUUUCUUUAUCGAAUAUUUUGGAUUAAUUUCCAUCGGCUCUAAUGUAAAUUACUGAGAAAAUUUUUAGUGUCCUCUAUAGAAUUUUAAGUUUUAGCGACCGCUAUAGUAGUCGAAUUAGUGGCCACUAUAGAGGUCUAAGUGCUACUACUAGACCACUAAAAACUUUAAAGGUCACUUUAGGGGUCAAUGGAUCAAAAUAACUGGUCCAAUCUGUUUUUUUUUAAAUGCAAGGAAUACUGGAUGAAAAACUACUGAAGUGGGCACUAAAAUUUUUCCCAGUACGUGUGAUUUAUCAAAAAAAAAAACAGUCUGUUUCCAUAGUUGGAACUCAAGAAUCAUGCUACUAAUCGUUUUUUCAGAUCAACUGCCCCUGUCCUUCCAAUCGUCGGCUUCAUCUCAGCUGCCAACUUCUUUCUCGUUCUCUCCGACGCGAGAUGCUCAAACCCAACAGUACACGUUCAGCUCGUACAACUCCCAGCCCGGAGUCCAGUAUGGAUCUCAAGAGUUCUAUCCCAACCAGGCGGCGGCCAACGCGGCUGCUUCUGUCUACGCCUCGAACGCGGCUCAGUUCGCACAGCAGUUCACAGCUCAGCAGAGCGCCACGUCUCCGGUGAACGCUCAGCUUGACCAAGCGAAUCUGGCCAAAUAUACACAGUAUCUGGACAUUCUACAGAAAGCUUAUGGCAUACAGCUGCCAGGAGAACUGAACAACAUGGCGCAGCAGCAGCCUCAGCCAGCCUACCAGCAGACUGCCUAUCCAUCCGCCACUGCUACUUCCUACCAGUCCGGAGCUAGUAGCCCUUACGGAUCGGGCGGCGCUGUCUAUGGCUCUCAGCAGCCUUCCUACCCUUCUCAGCCAUCUAGUCCAACCUACGAGAAUGAGGGAGUUCCACGACAACCCGCUUAUCCGCAGCCAAGUGCUCAAACAUACGGAAACCCUGCGACGGCCGCAUCUGGUAACUACUAUGGACAGCAGGUAGCUAAUGUGGAAAGCCGCCCCUACUCGGGACAGCCGGCUUUCCCGUCAGCUCCGCAGCAGACUAUCUCAUCGUACGAAAACACGCAACCGACACAGCUCCCUCAGUCUCAAGUUCAACCUCAACCUCAGCCACAACCUCAAGUGCAAUCUCAUUCUGUGCAAAGCUACCAACAACAACAGCAACAACAACAACUGCAGCAACAGCUGCAGCAGCAGCAGCAGCAGCAGUACUCUCUACCCCAAUCCUAUUCUUCUCAAGCCUAUGCCAACGUCCAGCCACAAUCACCGCAGCCAACGUUACCACCUCCGCCGCCGCCGCCGCCGCAGACACCACCGACGCAGGCUCCGCCAGUUCAGCUUCCAGUGCAGCCGAUUCAGACCGCCGCACCCAGGUCAAACUACCAAACGGCGGCUCUUGGACAGUCAUACGCGAUCAGUCCUGCCAACACCCAGCCGAAGCCUCAGGUAACCACAGUUGAAACUUGACUAAAGCGUCUCACGAACUCAUAGGUCUACACCUACACCGGACCAGGACAGCCGCAACAGCAACCCUAUCAGCCUCCGCAGCAGAGUGUGACGCCGACGCACUCGACUUACGAAGUCGCCUACGAAAAAAGCCGACCAGUUGAUAACAGUAUCGUGGAGACCGAUUCUGGAAGCGUUGUUUCUGGAAUACCUUUGGUGGGUCUUUUUUUGGCACACGACAUAUUUCUUCCUAAGUUUCUCAUCAAUCGCAGAUAAAUUUACCAAAUAGAGAACAUUUUCUAUGUUUUUAUGAAUCGGAGUUGGACUGAAUCGUUCACAAGAAGAAAUUUUCACACAGAUUUUAUUAGGGUCACACGUAUAGAAGACAGAUUUUUUUGAGACAUUAUGGAAAUAUCUCAAGAAAAGAAAAUUUUUUUAACUCAAAAAAAAAUUAUGGGAACUUUUUCAAAUUGACAAAGUUUCCAAAAAAUCUGGAAAAACUCGUUUUUCUUAUUAGAAAAAAACCUAAGAAGAACUGUUGAGUGAAAAAAAGAGAAAUAUUUAAAAUCAGAUGAAGUUUAGAGAAGUCAGAACUUUUUCCAAAAAACCAGUUUUUCACCAUAAAAUUUUGAAAAUUCGCCACGUCCAAAAAUUUUUUUCUCGGAAUCAGUAUAGCUGACUCACGGCCAGCUUGAACCAUCAAAAAAAGGGUCCUGGCACAAUAAUAAAAGAGAUAGUGCCUGGUUGGUAGAGAGCGUAGACACGCCCCUCAGCGUCUUAAGUUAGCCGUGAAUCGACUAUAAACUCGCCAUGGAUUUCACACUAGAAACUUUUUUUUUUGCAGGAACUGGCACCCUACGAACGACCGCGGCCAACACACGUUGUGCCACCGCGACCCCCAACGACGCAGUUGCCGAGGACGACGACUCCGAGACCGACGCUGCCGCCCAGAACGACGACUCCUUCGCGGCCGCCAACUCGUCCACCAACAGUCGCCCCUUCGCGACCCGUCUCUUCAGGAACGACACGACCAUCCGAAACCAACACUGCUGCCACCACCAUUCAAGCUCUCACUCAGCAGGUUUCCUUUCCGUGUCGGGGUUGAGAUGAGGGAGGUUCACUUUGAGAUUCGGAAACUGCCAGCCGUGCUCUACAUAGACUCAAGGAGCGAAAAUGCGAAGAAGACCGAGACGCUGCUACGGGACACUUACGGACUCCCUCUAGUCUCGUUCUACGUCGACAAGGUCUGCUGGAGGUUAAAAAGGAGCUCAAGUUCUGCAGAUUGACCGACCGACCGUCGUCCAGAAGCAUCUCCAACAGCUCACCGCUCACAAAGGACUACCGUAUCUCUUCAUUUGCGGCACUUUCAUCGGAAGUCAGUAUCGAAAGCGCAUUUAGUGUUUUUUCUUCUACUUUUUAUAUUCUUUCCUUGUUCAGUUCGGCUAAAAAAUUAUUUUUCACAAGUUUUCCAUAUAUACCUUUUCCACUCAGGGAUGAAAAUGAUUUCUUUUUAAAUUAUUUGUAAACGCUAAAAAAAGAGGGUCUUUGAGAGAAAAAAGCUAAUUUUCCACGUUUUUCAGGUGAGCAACAUAUCGAGAACUAUCACAGCAAUGGUCAGAUCCCACAGCUCGUAGAGUACGUGUGCGGCGACGAGAAAAAGAAGAAGAAGACCAAAAAGACGUCUUCGUCUUGA
Molecule: messenger RNA, 5770 nt
Organism: Caenorhabditis auriculariae
Lineage: Eukaryota; Metazoa; Nematoda; Chromadorea; Rhabditida; Rhabditidae
Source: the annotation of a GenBank genome assembly